CCUCUUUGCAGAAGUCAUGUGACAGUGCACGUAUCAUGUGAAUAUGUUUUUCUUCACGUAGUAAAAUACAUAAACAGGGGUUGCUAUCUUUGUUAUCUAAUAUAAAAUUUAGAUUUAGGUUUAGACAAUCAAACAUGUCGCUAGUACCUGCAUUGAUGAUCAGUUUUCUCCUACUGGGUAUUUUCAUUAUCUAUGGCGAAACAACAGACUUGGGCGCAAGUUGUACACCUCCAGCUGCCCAAGCGGCAGAUGAAUGUACGGUAGACAAUUCAGAGUGUAAAACUGACACGUGUGUUUGCAAAACCGGAUUCAUUAAAGAAAAUGGAGCAUGCCAAAAAGUUCUCAGACGCGAUUGCAAAGCAGUCGAUAAAGCUUGUCCUGGUGAUGUAAAUGCAGAAUGCAAAGGUGAUAAGUGUGUUUGCAAAGCAGGCUAUGCUGCAAAGAAUGACGUUUGUACACAAAACGUCAAUGGAAUCGAUUGCUCAUCAGUUUCAACAGCAUGUGACACUAUUCAAAAUGCAACGUGUGACGCCACGUCUAAGAAAUGUAAAUGUAACACAGGUUUCAUCAUGAAUUUUAACAAAUGUGACCCGGAAAAAAAUAAUUCUGCGGCCUUGAUGAAUUUCGGUGUUGUUUCGAUGGUACUGUCUCUUCUGGCAGCUUUAAUUUUUUAGAGACAAUGGCAAUAUAGUUGUUUUAACAGAAUACCUAAGAUGGCUUUCUUCUUUUGUCUUUGUUUUUGUUGUAGUGGUGUUUUAUUGUGUGCAAGAGUAAAAAGAACUGAAAACUUGAUUUAAACAUACAAAUACAUAACAAUUUCUCUGUUUUGCGUAUUUAGUAUUUCCAUUGCUUCCUGAAAUAAAACAUUAUGCUGUUAUAUUAAAACCUAUCGUAAAUAAGAAGAUCUUUAAUAUCAGUAGAUUUUUAGAGAUACUCAACUGUCCGUAAUUACUAAAAAACAGAUUGUGAAAAAGGUAAAUGUCGAAGGUUAUAUAUAAAGAAUUGUAUUAAACAAAACAUGUUCAAAGGAAAUAUGUACAUAUAUCAUAUGUAUAUUUAUAACUUCUUUUUAUAGCCUUAUAUCAAACAACAUUCGACAAUAUACAUGUUGGUACAAUUCUCUUUAUUUUCGGAAAUAAGAUUGAUACCGAAAUCAAAAUCGUAAAUAACAAUUACAGUUCAUAAUCAAAAUCGGGAAAUUUCGGCAAUUGGGUUGAUAUCCCAUCUAAUUUGUUGUCGGCUGUCUAGUGGAAACAGUAAUAAAUAUGAUACCACGUUUAGAUUGUUAAGAGGCCAACGACAAAGAUACUCCAAUAAUAAUCAAACGACAUUUCAAAAUGUGUUUUUAUUCAAAUAAAUUUGUAGUACAGAU
This is a messenger RNA of Ruditapes philippinarum (Manila clam), 1372 nucleotides long. RefSeq names its product cell death abnormality protein 1-like. NCBI's taxonomy places the organism in Eukaryota, Metazoa, Mollusca, Bivalvia, Venerida, Veneridae. The coding region runs from base 135 to 674 and encodes 179 amino acids. The record is from RefSeq and is a predicted model, not a curated record. The transcript has 7 exons.